Molecule: messenger RNA, 507 nt
Organism: Cooperia oncophora
Lineage: Eukaryota; Metazoa; Nematoda; Chromadorea; Rhabditida; Trichostrongylidae
Source: the annotation of a GenBank genome assembly
GUACAUUGAAGCCAAGGCUGAUCGUGUAACCGUCAUCUUCAGCACGAUAUUCAAGGAUCCAGAUGACGUGAUCAUUGGAAAGGUCUUUUUACAGGAGUUCCGUGAAGGCCGAAAAGCUAGUCAAACCGCUCCAGCAGUACUUUAUUCUCUAGGCGAACCGCCUCUAGAGUUGAGAGAUCUACCAGGAGCACGUGUUGGAGAGAACGUUGGAUAUAUCACAUUUGUUCUGUUUCCUCGACACACCAACAAGAAAGCUCGUGACAAUACCAUCGAUCUGAUUCAUACGUUCCGCGAUUAUCUACAUUACCAUAUCAAAUGUUCAAAGGUAUACAUGCAUUCAAGGAUGCGAUCAAAGACGAAUGAUUUCCUCAAGGUACUCAAUCGUGCCCGUCCAGAGGUUAAACUAGAAAAGAAGACCUUCAGAGUACAGCAACAAGGAAUAGUACAUGUGAUGCGCUCAUUGUUAAAUAAGACGGCAAAGCAGAUCAAACAAGAAUGUGUGGGAUA